Molecule: messenger RNA, 1734 nt
Organism: Cercopithifilaria johnstoni
Lineage: Eukaryota; Metazoa; Nematoda; Chromadorea; Rhabditida; Onchocercidae
Source: the annotation of a GenBank genome assembly
AUGAUGGCAGACGCUGAAAAAGAGGAAGACGUGCAGCAGGAUUGUGAUGGAUGCGAUUUAACAGGCGAUAGUGUUUCGAUGGAUAAAUGGGAAGUAGGAAAGCAAGUGUACUAUAAUGACGUCAUUAUGCGCAAGGUGGUCAGUUAUGUGAAUGAUGUUAAAGAUCGACAGAAUUUGGAACUUGUUAGCAUAACUAUGAACGACCUGAGUUCGCGUGUUCCUUAUAUUAGCUAUAAUAACGAUAACAGUACUUUGGAUAUAUAUUUUACGAGGGUCGAACCGAUGAUGAGCGUAAACAUUGCUGGUAAUGAUUUCAAAAUGACGGCAUUAACAUCCAGUGUUCGACGUACCUGUCCUGACAAUCCGAUUUCUCAAUCCAAUGUUUGCAUCCGCAAAAUGCAACACAUUAUUAAACGUUUCUCACGACAAAUUUAUCGUCUGCAUAUUGGUGGCAUUUCGGAUUUUGAGCGUCGACUAGGAUACAUACCUGAUCAUCAACUUGUAUUAAGUCGAGAUUUGUGUGAUGAGUUCGACCGAUUGAAAAAUGUGGAAUCUCUGGUUCUUCGCAAUCUUUGUCUGAUGUCUUCUGUGAUCGAGUAUUGGAGCAGCAGCGAAUGUGUUCUUACCAAUCGAAUUUUAAGUCUUUGCUUCCAUAGUAUCUGGUUCGAUCAUGCCGAAGAUAUCGACAAUUUUGUAUCGAUAAUUUCCGGAAGCGUCAGAAAAUUAUAUCUUUCUGACUGCAGCGGGAAAACUAUUAUGAAUAUAGGAGGACGACUUCGACGGCUCCCCAACAAGCUUGACAUCCUUUACAUAGCUAUCGAUCAUCGAACAUUUCGAACUGUGGACCAGGCGCGUCAGUUGUUUAAGGAAGUAUCUAAGUUGGCCAACAAAUUGCAUGUUUGUGCUUGCUUCUCACGUUUUGUUUGCCAACCUGGCUUCCGAAUACUAAUGAAUGUUAUUUCUUUAUUACCUGAAUUCCGGCAAAUAACCACGGUGGAAUUGGAUUUAGGGCCUUUGCGAAAGAAUAUGCGGACCUAUGACCAAUUUUUUGCUCGUUUACCUCAGAUGUCACAGUUGCGAGUUCUUCGUCUAUUCGGCUUCCCGAUCAAUUAUGGCUGCAUGGAUCUUUGGAAGGUGAUGUUGCGUUCCAUCGCCCAAUUAUCACAGAUCACCGAGUUUUCGGUAAUCAAUUUAUUAAGAAAUAUUCGAACAGAUGAAUUGAAGGCUUUCUGCGAAUCGUUACCUACCAAUCUGAGCACUUUCGCACUUCAUCACGUCCACCAGUUGCAAGACGAUCAUUUCGGCCUUAUUGCUCAGCGUUGUCCUCGUUUGGAUACAUUGUAUGUGCGUGACUUGCGAUCAGUAACAUCAGAGGGCAUAAUGAAAGCUUUGAUGGAGUUCCGAAUGUUGACCAAGAUAGCGGUAUGCCAUUCGGGUCCAGUUACAAAGCAAGCCUAUGAAUUACUGGCUAAUCGUGAAGCUAUGCCUUAUAUCGAGGCCGUCAUUUUGGGUGGCAACAGAGACCAUCAGAGCGGUAUUGUUCUGGAGGCUCUUCUGCGUCGACUACCACAAUUACGUGUGAUAGGCACAUGGAACCGAUGGCGCGAUUGUGAGUAUCAUCUGUGGCGUAGUAGUAAAGCUUACAAGGAGUUACUUGACGCAUCGUGCUACGCCGAUUGUCCAGGAUGUGGCAAAGACGUGAGCCUAAUUGAUGAUGACGAUGACAUCCCGUAG